Messenger RNA from Drosophila gunungcola (fruit fly), 372 nucleotides. Its product is annotated as N-alpha-acetyltransferase 38-A, NatC auxiliary subunit-like. The record is from RefSeq and is a predicted model, not a curated record. Bases 1 to 372 code for a protein of 123 amino acids. The transcript has a single exon. Gene Ontology annotation, cellular component: NatC complex. NCBI's taxonomy places the organism in Eukaryota, Metazoa, Arthropoda, Insecta, Diptera, Drosophilidae. Gene Ontology annotation, molecular function: RNA binding.
AUGGACAACGAAAAGGCCAAUCCAUCGGGAUGUCCGUCCAGGUUCAUUCCAAUCAUCGUCACCAAUAGGGACUGCGAUUCGGAUCCCCUUUCUCCGGGUCGCGAGACUCUCAAGAAAUGGCUGGGCCGAAAAAUCCGGGUGGUACUGCGGAAUAAGCUUGUCCUGAUCGGCAUCUUCAGCUGCACCGAUCACGACGAGAACCUGGUGCUCUACGACUGUGGAACCUUUGUAUCGGGAAACGAGCAGCCAAUAUCGGUGGGAAAAGUCAUGGUGCCAGGACAUCAAAUAUCAACUGUUGCCAUCGAAAUGCGAUCGGAUGAGAAAGAGCCACAAGAGCCAUUAAUGGAAAAUAAAGGGCCGAAAACUGCUUAG